Molecule: messenger RNA, 3020 nt
Organism: Porites evermanni
Lineage: Eukaryota; Metazoa; Cnidaria; Anthozoa; Scleractinia; Poritidae
Source: the annotation of a GenBank genome assembly
UGACAGAGUCUCAAUGUUCAGCGUGUAGAAGAAAGGUGGAAGUACUGUUGUGACUGUUUGUUUGUUCCCAACCGAUCGUUGCUUCAUAAAGGUAAGCAUAACAUACCAAAAAAUGUCUGCCUCACUGAAAAGAAACUGUAGUGGUUCCGUUUAUCAAUGCCCUGUCGUAGAAUAUCGGCAGCAAACCUUUGUCAGUUUGUUUGUUGUGAAUAUUGUCUGUUCUCCACAGUCUCCAGGGCGGACUGUUCUGUUAUUAUCCUUCCAAUGAUGAAACAUUUAUGUGAUCGUCAAAAUGAUAAUUUAAAAAAUGAGACAGUUUACCAGUGUCAGAACCUGUCUGAAGGAACUGUUUAGGCCCAAAAAAUUUCAAUAUCGGAGAAGAGAAACAUUGGUCGUUUGUACCAGAUUCUGAUUUUAAAUACCAUGCAUCUUUAAUUUAUCCAUAACUUUUCACCGACCCUAAAGAUGGUAAACAAACCAAACUACUAUUUCCGAUGAACAUUUGUGAAUACCGUAUCAAAUCUGAAAUGUCAGUGGUGAGGCCCUGUUAGAAAUUUUAUAUUCCAACGAACGACAUGCCCUUUCAGUUGAAACGACACAACGAUCAUAGAUUUGAGUACUUUCACAGCGCCGAAUGCAACGGCAAAUACAAUAGUAAAAUACCGACAGAGACAUGGCUGCCUCUCAGUAGACGAAAGAACGGGUUUUGAAAUUCAGGCUGGGAACAUACGUGACCUCCCCCUCCCCCCAACCCCUCUACAAGUGCUUUAUUAAACCAAAGUGUAUCCUGCUGGAUUAAUAACUGCCAAAAUUGCGUUUAGUGAGUUUAUUCUUAUUUAAUAAAGAGAAAUGGUUAUGAAGCUCAACAGGUUUUUUGAACUUGAACAUGUACAACAUUCAAUAGCAUUCCUGUCAUUUUGAACUUCCUGACCAAUAGCAUUAAUGUAUUCAGUCACAAUUUGUGAACAAAAACAAAGGAUUUUGCACGGUCGGGGAGCUUCCACCGUAAACUGCAGCCUCGUUGUUUUUAUCUUUGAUGUUUGCCAGCUUUCAUAACCAGUCUCCUCCAUUAACUAUGGUUUAUUUGAGUGAGCUUUGAUUGGUGUUUCUAUUUUUUCAGACAAUGGCGUCUGAGGGACUGGAGUGUUCAAUCUGUUGCGAACGUUUUGAUGAGGAAAAACUCUGCCCACGUUUACUGAGUUGCGGUCACAGCUUCUGCUCAAGCUGCUUGGAGAAGUUGUUUCUAGAGUAUGCAAUUAACUGCCCCACUUGCAGGAGAGCAGUGUCUGUGCCGGGUGGUGUCACAGGACUCCCAAAGAAUUUUGCCCUACUAGACGUCUUACAAGCCACUCCGCAGACGCCAGCAGAUGGCAAUGGAGAUUUUCGCCAUUGUGAAGUUUGUGAUGAUGAGAAGCAUCCUGCGACAUCCUGUUGUUUGGACUGCAAAGAGGACAUGUGCAAGGAUGCAGCUCGUUGGCAUACGCGACAGAAGGCAACCCGCGGUCACCGUGUUGUUUCCCUAGAGGAACUAAAGACAAACCCAAAACUUGCAGCUGUGUCAGUUUUCUGCCCAGAACAUAAUGAACAAUACCGCUUCUUUGAUGAGGAAUGCAAUCAUGUGGUGUGUAGGGACUGCGUUACUCUCAAGCAUAAUGGUCACAAGUGUUUAUCAUUAGCUGAAGCUGCUUCGAAAUACCGGCAGGAAAUGGAAGCAAUUGCUACCAAAGCCAGUACCCAUGCCAAGGAAAUUAAAGCUGCAGAGACUCAAGUGGCAGCUGUAAGUCGGGACCUGAACAAGGCAUACGAAGGACAGGCUGUUCAAAUUAAAGGUGCCUUCAAAGAGGUAAGCGAACAUUUGCCUUUCUGAUUUAUUCAAUUAUUUAAUCAAUCUAGCUUUUGUAAAGUUUCUUCAAUUAACGGAGCAAGCAAAAACUGAGUACUUUACACAAUCAGAACGUAUUCACACUAGUGGUCUAUAUAGCAAAAUUAGAAUAUACACGGUUUACUUAAUAAUAUGCGAGUUGACCUUUCAUAUUAUGACUAAAUGAAUAAUGGGUAAGCAUUGUAUAUAUCUCCCAAAACAAGUUCAAGUGUAACAAAUUAACGCCUCCACUUAUUUGACUUAUUUAGAUUCCAUAGACUCAUAACCUAAGCAGCCGUGAAAUUUUCUUGUUUUGCAGCUUUAUGCUGCCCUUUCUGCCAGAGAACAAGCUUUGUUAAAUGAACUGGAUCAGUUACAUAAGACCAAAGCAUUCACACUAACGGAACAGCGAGACCGUCUACGUAUUUUCCAAACCUGCCUAGAGAGUGCCGUCCAGCGUGCUAUGUCCACAGUCGAAUCAGGCAACACUGAGCUCCUAGUCACGCGUUCUGAUAUAGUAGAAACGCUAGAGGCGAUGGAGAGGCACCCCCUCGUGCUUGAAGCACAAGAAGGUUGUGCAUUAGACUUCAAUAUUAACCUUGAGCAACUGUUGGACUUGCUCAGUAAAGCGGGUAUGGUCAGUGAUAAGUCUACCUGCGCUACCAACACCUACGGAGAGGGAGCAGGUUUGAAGGUAGCAAUACCCGGUAGAGAGGCUUCAUUUAAUAUCACUGCACGCGACACCCAAGGACGUCUCCGAGAUCGUGGAGGUGACUUGUUUAAGGUGAAAAUUACAGAAAGUAUUGGAAACAAGGUCAAGUGUAAUGUGAAGGACAACGACGACGGUACUUACAUGGCAACCUACACCUGCCCAGCUUAUUCAAAGGGUACAUAUCUAAGGCUUUCGGUGCUUUUACGUGAUACCCACAUUAAAGGCAGUCCUUUUAUUGUCGAUGUUAUUGAUGUUCCAGUGGGUAAAGUAAGCUGUUACUCCUGUGGUAAACGAACAAACACCAUGAUUUACUACGAAAACAACAGCGAGCCUUCACGGAAUGAUGCAUAUCGCGUGAACGGAUGUAGUGCUCUUUGUUUUCCCAAUUGCGAGAUAUAUUUUCAAAUUAAUGGAGAAAUGUGGAUUAAAUGUUGGGGCCCUUGUUAA